AUGGGGGUUUCAAACUGGUCGGAGCUAUGUCCGGACUUGCUGCGAUGUGUUUUCAAACGAUUGAGUUUCACAUCUCUUGAUCGAGCUAAAGCGGUUUGUUCUUCGUGGCACUCUGCUUCGAGAGGCUGCGUCCCUAAACAAAAUCAGAUUCCAUGGCUGAUUCUCUUCCCUCCCAACGAGGAAGCCAACAGCAACAGUAGUUGUGGGUUCUAUGUUCCCGAGGAUGAAGACAAAGUUUACCGAAGUAGAGACCUUGGUGUUGACUUUGCCCGGAGUCGUUGUCUGACGACUUGUGGUAGCUGGCUCUUGUUGUUGAAUCCUCUCAUGGAUCUCUACAUUCUCAAUCCUUUCUCAGGUGAGAGGAUUGAUCUACCCGAUACUCAAUCUUUAAGAUUAAGGUACUUAAAAUACGUCCGAGCUUGUCUUCGGAUAGACAACAAAACCAAAUGUUACCUAGUUGUAAUGUUACACUCUUGUGUGUUUGCCAAGAAAGGAGAUAACAAGUGGCACGACCUUCCUCUCUUGACAUUUAAUAAAGAUUUUGUCUACAAUCACAAGGAUCAAAUGCUCUACCUUCAAGAUCUCAGUAAUCCAUAUCUUGUCAACAUUUGGGAUUUAUCAGGAGACCAUCCACGCAAAGAUGGGGCUGUGUCUCUUGGCUAUUUUCGCUUCAAUCAUUAUGAUUUUCCCUCUUUUCUUAGUGAAGAAGAUCAUGAACUCUAUUGGGAAAAGUUACGUGGCUCCAUGAACCGCAUUGUAAUCACAGUGUCCGGAGAAUUUUUGAUGGUAUCAAGUAUAGUACAACACUGCAAAUCGUGGUAUUUUCGCAUCUACAAGACAAACCAUGUGGGUGGCAAGUGGGUGAAAAUCAAUUCUUUAGGCGAUGAAGCAUUGAUCUAUGACAUGGGCAUCACUGUUAUCGCCAAUGACAUCCCAGGGAUCAAAAGGAACUCUAUAUAUUUCAGUAGUCUCGAUCAUGAUAAAAAGGAUACUCACCACAUCUUUGUCUAUGAUAUCACCACCCAAAAGAUGGAACCUUUGCCACAAUGCGUCUUCUCUUUCUUACCAUUCUCCAAUGCGCGUUGGUUCUUCCCAUGCUAG
This is a messenger RNA of Capsella rubella, 1101 nucleotides long. RefSeq names its product F-box protein At2g05970. NCBI's taxonomy places the organism in Eukaryota, Viridiplantae, Streptophyta, Magnoliopsida, Brassicales, Brassicaceae. The transcript has a single exon. The coding region runs from base 1 to 1101 and encodes 366 amino acids. Gene Ontology annotation, molecular function: protein binding. The record is from RefSeq and is a predicted model, not a curated record.